This is a messenger RNA of Spodoptera litura, 2213 nucleotides long. RefSeq lists its product as uncharacterized. Lineage: Eukaryota; Metazoa; Arthropoda; Insecta; Lepidoptera; Noctuidae. The record is from RefSeq and is a predicted model, not a curated record.
ACUCAGAAUUGAAACCGUGUUUGAGUGUAAGUCUAAGUUUAUGACGAUUCCGAUUUACAAUGGAGAUACAAUAUAAAAAGCAAAUAUUUACACAUCAAGAACGACUGAUAUUUCUAGAAAUAUUGAAGAAUUACGUGAAAAUUGUGGAGCAUAAGGGAACUCAUACUGCCGCUUUAAAAGCUAAAAAUAAAGCAUGGCAGAGAAUUACAAUGGAAUUUAAUAUGAGUCCUUCCACAAAUUACACUAGAACAGCAAAACAAUUAAGAAGACUAUGGAUGAACUUGAAGCAUAGACAGAGAUACAUGAUCAGACGUCAGCAGGGUCGCUCCAUUACCAUACCAGGUCCCAAGGUGCUACAGAUAGCUCACGCCCUGUUGUCCAGUGUAGACUCUGGAGACCCGGAGACUGUCAUAGAAAACGUAAACAACGAUCUCUUGGUAGAAGCAGGAACAAGCAGAGCAGAAAGCGAAGAAACCUUUAACACUGGUGAUCAGGAGACACUACCAGAAACCUCAGUCAAAAUCGAAUCAUUACCAUCACCAACCCCAUCAUACGAAACAGAAUGUGAAAAUUCAACAAUAACACCUAGUAAUAAUGCGCAGAAUUCUUUUAAAGAAUCAAGGCCUAAUUUAGAGGAUGAAUCUAUGUUUCCAUCGGCAGAAGAAGUACGUUAUUUAGAAGUACAACUCUUGAAACAGAAAUUAAGAGCUCAUCAACAAGAGAAUAAGACUAAAGCGUUACAUGCAGAAGUCAUACAAAACAUGGAGUUUAAGAUUUUAAAAGAGAAGCUUCGAGAAGCUAAAGCUAAAGCGGACUUAGCAGAGUUGUGCUUAAAAAGACAACAACGGUAAAGAAAUCUUAAGUGUAAUAUUUCAUAAAUUUCUGAUUGAUUGUUAUAAAAAAAAGAAAGUGCACAUUCCCAUAUUUAUUUGUAAAAUUUACUUAAUUAUGUUACUCAGUAGAUGCUGAUUUUAGACAUGGAUGACUCAUUAUUUCAGAUAAGUAUUAACAGAAGUAGAUUUGAUACUGUAUUCGUUCUUUCUUGUCAAACUGCUUCCAUCUUUAUAACCACUAUCCCUCUAUUUUCACAUCUCAGUACCAAACACCAUCACAAAUUUUUUUAAAAGCUGAACGACCAUUUUUCUACUUUUUUGUUCUUAUUCUAAGCAACUCCUAUCAAAUGUCAUCAUGUAUCAAUAUCAAUAUCACAUGACACAUUCUUCUUCUUCAGUAAAUUAUUAGUUUAAAAUGUUAUGCAUAAAAAAGUUGUGUAAGUACAGGAGCGAACUUGCUAUGGGCAUGAUAAUAUUUAAAUUAUAUUAAAAAUACAUAUAUUUAUCCAUACUUUUGUAUUAUUUAUUGUACACAAGUAAAACUGCAUUCAAUAAAUUUCCAUCAACAAUCUUGGUAACGUGUGUAUUAUGGCUGCACUCAACCAGGUUGAUAUAAUCCAGCCAAGCUCUGGUUUACGUCAACUUAGACUGAGGAAAUAAUCAAUAACGUUUAACUAAUGAAGUAUUACUACUAAUUGAACCAAAAACAACUAUUUAAUACCUAGUCUACAAGUCACCACAUUUUACAACCGUCAUAAAUCGCCAUCAAAACGAAAAUAAAAACAAAACGGUUACGAAAUGGUUCCCGGUCGAUUCCAAAUUUAAAUUUAGGCGCGAACACAGCGCGCUAAAACUAUAACAAACAGCCAGUGGUGAGUCAACAUUUAAAUAUAGAAUAUUUGAAUUAUAUCACCUGGCAACAUUAUCGCUUUGUGUAUUGACUUUGUUUCGUGUUUAUGAGAUUUUAGUCAACUAUGAAGUAACGGAGCUAUUAAGAAUCUGGAAAUAGUUUGUACGGAGUCAUUGUCUAUGCAGACUAGAAGAAAUUCAUCAUCUAGUUCCUAAACUUCCUUAAUUUAUUUAAUCUGACACAGAGUUUUGGAAGAUAAAUCGUCCCUUUUUAUUUUGCUGUAUCAUGUAGACGCAUUAUGCUGAAUACGCAUGCCUCUUGAUUGUUAAAAAUCAAGACAAACCACCCUGUCAUUCUCUCACAUUUGACAUCAUAAUUAUGAAACACUUCAUACUAAGCUUGAUAACAAACACUAGCUUCUGCCAGUAGCUUCGCCCGCAUGCCUAUGGGAUAAAAAGUAGCCUGUGUUAUCCCAGAUUAAAACCUACCCCUCUUCCAAAUUUCAUCCCGAUCCCUUCAGCCGUUUUGAC